AUGCCGCUCAACCCGGUGAUGUUUCCACGCCGACAUGGCGAGUCGCGGCCGAACUCAAUAAGAGCGAAACCGCCUCUCGGCAUCACCACCCCGCUGCUCGCCACUGCAGCCGUUGUGGCAGCCGUCGCGACUCUACAAUGGCCACGAAGAUGGCUGCUCUCAGGGUGUGGCGUCGAGAGUCUGGUACUAAUCUAUGGCUCGAGAAAUGGCACGCGAAUACUAGGCAACAUCCCGCUCUGGACGAUCCUGGCGACACUUAACGUUAUCUAUGCCGUAUCUUCGACGUCUUGGCUCUUGUACUUGGGCUUUACCGCGUUCAUGGUUCCCUGCGUCGGCCUUACAUGUCUGCUGCAGUUCACCAUUGUGGCGGACUUUGUCCGGAAGAACUUCCGAAAUCUGCUCAAGCAAUUGCAUUUCACUAGGGAUAAGAUUGCACUCUUCAACCUGCCUGCUAUGGAGAUCGACACUGAAGUUGACGGUCUGAUGGUCAUCAGAGGCCUAACAAUCCAGCUCUCGAGCCUGACCGCUGUAGCUCACGGUAUCGAACUGGGCAUAAAGCUAGCGGACGACAUUGAGUUGGCCGCACACUGCGAGGAGGUGACUAUCCGUCUCUUUCGCGAGAUAAAAGUCGGCGACGUGCUGGCGAACAUCAAAGGCGGCAGUGAGACUACCUUCGCAGAGAUCGAGGAAGAUACCGAGGACACUAAUGAUGACGACGGCAUCUUCACAAACACAGCACUACUGCGUGCUGCUACUGUUGGCUCCGAGGGCUUCAAGGAUCGGCCAAAGCUUCGUGAGUCGCUCACUGGCGCUCAAAGCAUGACGAAUAUCUCGGCUGGAGAUGGUCUCGACCAGAUAACUACAUUAUCGCCUGACGACGCUGCAGCGGACCAGAAGUAUCGCGAACUGCUGAAUGAAAUUCGUCGGACGAGUGCUAUCUACCAGUCGAGGGCCGACCUUCGCCAGAAGGCUGGCGUGAACGGUGUGGAAGCACUGUCCGAACGACAACUACUCGCUGCCGUCUGCACGGGCAUGCACGAGCUGCCUUCCGUGCCUCAUCCACCAGAACGGAGCAUUAAGGUCACAACUCUCCAGAAUCUGUCAAGCCCGGCUACUAGGCGGUUCUUGCACCGAUUGCCUUUCCUUCUGCGCCUGCUCCUGAUGGUGCUCAGCUAUUUCCACACGAUUACCUUUGCUUCAAUCAGUGCAGCAGGUUCUGGGAAGUGGUUCAAAGCUGUAUUGCAGCAGCAGAUAUUCCGUCACUACGCCGAUCACAACGCCGAGCUCCGACGAUUGCAACGGAAGAUCUCGCAUUGGCUGAACGACGCCAAUUUUUGCAUUCAGCUGAUCGAUGUUACGGGUCAGACAUAUGUUCCUUUGAGCACGGAUUACAGCAGCGUGGCUCAGUUGAAGCUAUCCGAAGUUGUAGCUUAUCGCACAUUACCUGACUCUGGAAGUACUGCCCAAGUUCUACGACUAGGUGGCGCGGAUGCGAGCUUUACGAUACCUUCCUUCUUACUACCUCACCAUGAGCAUAUCAUCCCACCCGAGCCGACGAAAGAGGACAAGGCCGAGUUCCAGGUCGUCAUUAACGACACAGAUGAUAAGAUCAAGUCUGUCAGGGCGGAGUCUGAGCUUAAGAGGGUCCUCAAGGAUGAAACAGUUGUUACCAUGAGUGUGCAUGGUAGCUUGCCAGCGGUUCUGGAUCAGUCUCUACUGAACUUUGUGGCUGCUGUCGUGAAGGCAACCAAAGUCAUUGAGUUCGAGAAGGACGCAGACCAAGAUGUCAACACCGUCGAAGAUGAUGCAUCGAGAGACCCAGUGCCCGGUCUGGAACGUGUCUCGACAAUAGCAAAGUCGAAGUUCAAGGCAUUUUCGAAACGCACUUUCCAGAGCUUGGCAGACGGCACUACAAAGGAGGAUAUUCGCCAAUUCACCCGUGACUUGAACCAGGCCACGAAGCAAGGUUUCAAGAAGGUCGCCGUCGCCGGAAUGGUGAAUGAUAGAUGGAUCGCCAAGAUGGUCGGCCGGGUGGCAGCCAAGCUGGAGCAGGCACAGGGUGAGGUGGGCUACACUGGUGAUAUACCGGUAGCAUUGGAGCCCUACAGGCCGAAGGAGCCGCUGGCCGCAAAGCUAUUACCAUGA
This is a messenger RNA of Cyphellophora attinorum, 2145 nucleotides long. RefSeq lists its product as uncharacterized. The transcript is spliced from 3 exons. The record is from RefSeq and is a predicted model, not a curated record. NCBI's taxonomy places the organism in Eukaryota, Fungi, Ascomycota, Eurotiomycetes, Chaetothyriales, Cyphellophoraceae. Bases 1 to 2145 code for a protein of 714 amino acids.